Messenger RNA from Rhodotorula toruloides NP11, 1677 nucleotides. RefSeq names its product phosphoenolpyruvate carboxykinase (ATP). Gene Ontology annotation, cellular component: cytosol. The record is from RefSeq and is a predicted model, not a curated record. Gene Ontology annotation, biological process: gluconeogenesis. Bases 1 to 1677 code for a protein of 558 amino acids. The transcript is spliced from 9 exons. Gene Ontology annotation, molecular function: ATP binding; phosphoenolpyruvate carboxykinase (ATP) activity. Lineage: Eukaryota; Fungi; Basidiomycota; Microbotryomycetes; Sporidiobolales; Sporidiobolaceae.
AUGCCUGCCCGCGCUGCCACACCCCUUCGCCACGGCGAGGAGCCCACCGACCCUUCGUCGCAGCCGACCUAUGGCCUUCUCGGAAAGGACCUCGCAAUGUUCUCGGAAGCUGGGUUCGACAUGGACAAGAUCCACCUCAAGAGGAACGCUCCUGUCGCCCAGCUUUACGAGGACGCGAUCAAGUACGAGGGGGCUGUCAUUGCCGCCUCCGGCGCGCUCAUCAACUUCUCCGGCAAGAAGACGGGUCGCUCGCCCAAGGACAAGCGUAUCGUCUACGAGGAGACGUCCAAGGAUGACGUUUGGUGGGGUGCUAUCAACAUCCAGAUGGACGAGCACACUUUCGAGAUCAACCGCGAGCGUGCCAUCGACUACCUGAACACCCGCGACAACGUCUACGUCUUUGACGGUUUCGCCGGCUGGGACCCCAAGUACCGCAUCAAGGUCCGCGUCAUCGCCUCCCGCGCCUACCACGCCCUCUUCAUGCACAACAUGCUCAUCCGCCCGACCGCCAAGGAGCUCGAGGAGUUUGGCACGCCCGACUUUACCAUCUACAACGCCGGCCAGUUCCCUGCCAACCGUUUCACCGCCGGCAUGACGUCGCAGACUUCGGUCGAGGUCAACUUCAAGCGUCGCGAGAUGGUCAUCCUCGGCACCGAGUACGCCGGCGAGAUGAAGAAGGGUAUCUUCUCGGUCAUGCACUACCUCCAGCCCGUCAAGUUCGGCAACCUCUCGCUCCACUCGUCGGCGAACCAGGGACCCGACGGCGACGUCUCGCUCUUCUUCGGUCUCUCCGGCACGGGCAAGACGACCCUCUCUGCCGACCCGCGCCGCUCCUUGAUUGGCGACGACGAGCACGUCUGGUCCGACAACGGCGUCUUCAACAUCGAGGGCGGCUGCUACGCCAAGUGCGUCGGACUCGAUGCCGAGAAGGAGCCCGCCAUUUUCAACGCCGUCCGCUUCGGCUCGAUCCUCGAGAACGUCACUUACGACUACGCGACCCGCGAGCCUAACUACGAGGACACGGGCAUCACCGAGAACACGCGUUGCGCCUACCCCAUCGAGUACAUCGACAACGCCAAGAUUCCUUGCAUGGCUAACGAGCAGCCCAAGAACGUCAUCUACCUCACCUGCGACGCCUUCGGUGUCCUCCCUCCCGUCUCGCUCCUCGACUCGAACCAGGCACAGUACUGGUUCCUCUCGGGCUACACCUCGAAGACGCCCGGCACUGAGGACGGCAUCGCCGAGCCUACGCCUACGUUCAGCACCUGCUUCGGCGCUCCCUUCAUCAUCCUCCACCCCUCGCGCUACGCGUCGAUGCUGGCAAAGAAGAUGGAGGCUGCCGGCACUCGCUGCUGGCUGAUCAACACGGGAUGGGUCGGCGGCGCGUUCGGCACGGGCAAGCGAUGCCCUCUCAAGUACACUCGCGCGAUUGUCGAUGCCGUGCACUCUGGAGAGCUCAGCAACGCUCAGUUCAAGGAGACCCCCGUCUUCGGUCUCAAGGUCCCUACGAAGAUCGAGGGCAUUCCCGAUGACGUCCUCAACCCCGAGGCUGCGUGGAGCGACAAGAAGGCGUACCAGCAGACCUUGGAGAAGCUCGCUGGCAUGUUCAACAAGGCGUUCGAGCGCUACGCGACCGAGUGCUCGCCCGAAGUCGUCGCUGCCGGCCCCAAGCUCUAA